AGUUUACGUCAGUCAAAUGACGUAAUCAACAUGGCGAUGAACAAGCGAUCUGGAUAAUGUAAAAAUAACCGUUUUUUUGUUUGUUUGUUUGUUUAUGUCCGUAUGCGUGUAAAUAAGAAUACAGGCAUGUUAAAUGUUCUCUACAUAAUAAAACUGUAACGCUGCAUAACUGAAUGUAGUUUGCCAAGAUAACUUCGCCUAGCUUUAUUAUUUGCUCGUUAUGGACAGUCUGUAAUCUUGUCAUGUAGUUUCCACCCGAUGCAAACUGGGCGAAACAGGAAACGAGCAAUCUUGAUGCCAGAGCUGGAUUACAACGAGAGUAGCAUUUGUUGCCAGUUUGCCACCUUCGACACAAGAAUCUUUCUCACUACAAAUGUCUGCGCAAAAAGACUGCGAAUUUUUGGUCAAAAGAGCUCGGGAGCUGGUGCCCGAUGACCCAUGUGCGGCUAAAGCUUGGCUCAUAACGGCCAGAACCCUUUACCCAGCCGAUUUCAACAUACAGUAUGAAAUGUACACCAUUGAACGCAAUGCCGAAAGGACUUCCUGUGCAGGGAGAUUGCUGUAUGACAUGUUCUUAAAUUUUCCAGAUCAGCCCGUAGUUUGGCGUGAGAUCAGUGUCAUCACCGCAGCUCUGCGAAGUGACGCUCAGGACAAACAUUCGCAGUUCCUUCGAGGGCUUUUUGAAACACUUCCGGGCCGUAUACAGUGUGAGAUGCUUCUGAAAGCCACAGAGCAGUGUUUCAACACUUUGGAAAAGGCAGAGAUGCUGUUGCUCCUACUAAAACGCUUUCCGGAGUCUGUCGUCCAGCACGGGGUGAGCCUAGGCGAGACACUGUUGGAAGCUGAAACAUCUGAGAAAGUGGAAUCGCCCGUCAACUGCUUCAGAAAACUUUUUGUGUGUGACGUCCUUCCUUUAGUUAUAAACAACAUGGACAUGCGCCUGCCAGCCAGCUUGAUGCAGAAAUACAUUUUGAAAGCUGCUGAAUUCUACAUCGGUUAUGUCACUCGAGGACCUUCACCCGAAGGACAGAUCAAUGCCGCUCAAGAAGGUGGUCCUCUAAAGUCUCCCAGUGUCUCCCGUGGCUCCCAGCGCUACGUUAUUGACGGUUUGUCAGAGAAGUCUUCGGCGGUUGCUGAGCCUUGGGAGAGGCUCUUAGACCUCCUCGCUGUCGUCGGCGCUCGAUGUGAGUGGCAGGGCGAUAAAGGACAGAGGAGUUAUGUGGACCUGCUUCAGAGAGUAAAGGAGCUGUGUCGCUACUUGCCAAGCUUGGAGGGAGACACCAGAGCCCGCUGCUGCAGUCAGGUGGUUAUCUGCACCGCUCUGGUUCUCUUCCGCAACGCUUUCCUCUACGUCUCAACCGUACAGCCAGCGCUUUUCCAGGGUGUGAAUACUUUAAACUUGGCGCCGUGGAUUCUAGUGGAGGAUUUUAGCACCGUGUACAAUGAUGUGGAGGUGGAGAGGGGAACGGUCAAACACACGCACAAGAAGCGCAAAAUGGCAGAUGGCAGAGAGAAGACCAUGAGUUCAGACGAUGAGGACGCUUUGGGGAAGGUGCGUGGCCGUCACAUCCUCGUGAACAAGACCGAAAUGGCCAACUGGUCGGAGACUUUGGAGGGAUUUUACACAGCCAGGGAAAGCUGGGACCUUCUUCACUCCCAUGACAGUCUCGAAACUGAGUUCAAAAAAAUGUGUGCCUCAUGGAAGACAGAAAGUUGGCUGUGGUUCCGAAUCUUUCUUACUGACAUGAUCAUUUACCAGGGCCAGUACCGGAAAGCCCUAUCCAGCCUGCACCAGAUGGCAGCCGUGCAGCAGCCCCAGUCGGGACAGCAGAGCCCCUCAGGUCAGACCAGUCUGGAGCACCACAGAGCCCUCAUACAGCAGGCAUCUUGCCACUACGCACUGGGAGAAUACAGGAUUGCUUGCGAGAAGCUUCUUGAUGUUGUCAGCGGACUGGUACCUCCAAACCAUGAAGCAACAAAACCUUUUGAAGAUCAGACAAGACCAAAAUCCAAAAUGAAGAAAAGCCACGACCUGAGAUUGCUUCCAUGCACCAGCAAUGCUGUAUUACCAUUCUGCCUCCAGCUGAUGUUAGCCUGCUUUAAGCCACGAGCCUUCACAGACAACCGAGACGAUCUUUCACUGGGUCACGUGGUGGUGCUCCUGCAGUAUGAUUGGCCGCAGGGCGAGAUGCUGUUCCUAAAAGCCGUGGAUAAAAUUUGCCAGCAAGGUGGUUUCCAAUAUGAGAAUUUCUUCAACUAUGUCACCAAUAUCGACAUGCUGGAAGAGUUUGCGUACCUGCGUACCCCCGAUGGAGGAAGGAUCCAGUUAGAGCUGCUUCCCAACCAGGGAAUGUUGAUUAAGAACCCUAGGCCCUCCCUGGGGGUGGAGUUAAACACCCUUCUGCUCCAAGGGGUGCAGAUGAUGGACAGACACCACACAGUGACCAGAGGGAUUACCAAAGGAGUGAAGGAGGAUUUUCGUUUAGCCAUGGAGAGGCAGGUGUCGCGUUGCGGAGAGAACCUGCUCAGCGUCCUGCACCGUUUCUGUAUCAACGAGAAAAUAAUCAUCGUCCAAUCUCUCCCUUGACACUUUUAAAUGUGCUCAAAAGUGAACCCGGACUGACUUUCUGUCAAAAUGUGGAGAUGGACUGAUGGCAUUUUCUCAGUAUUCUUUUACAGCUCUUGUGCUAAUAUUUUAAGUGAUGUCAUUAUGAUGUAAUAUUUUUGUCAGAGCAUUUUGUUCAUCUGUAUGAUACAAUUAUUCAAUCGUUUGUAUAAAUGUUUUUACCAUCAAUAUUCCACCAAUUAAUGCAGGAUCAUUGCCACCAUUUGGCACAGGAUGGCAAGAGCAAGAAGAGGCAUUCAGUUUCACCACAAACAUUUGCAAAUACACGGAGGCUCAUAAACCCCUGCUUGGAUUUUUAAAUGUAUUUCACUUCUUGGGAUGUAGUAUUUAAGAUUUUCUCAGAGAAAAAGUUUCUUCUCUUUGCUUUAGUGUAUUUUAGACUUUCCUUCAAUUGUGAAUAAAGCACACGUGUUGUUUUAUCUUGAACUGCAUCAAAACGCAUAUUGUCAUAUGUAUUAAAAAUGUUGUUUUUGAAAGUCACUGUAAUAAUUGAGUUAGGAGGCAGCCCUAAAACGUUUGCUCGUGUAGGUCUGCUGUCACACAAUACAAACCAUUAAAGAGUAUUCAUCCGUAAUGCAGCAUUAUAGACAAACACAUAAAUUGAUCAUCAACUGGAACAUGGGAGAGAACCAUUUUGUAAUACGUCAAUGGUUACAAUGAUUACAAACGUAGCUUGGAUGGUGCCCUGUGCAAUUACAAGAUGCUUUAGUCAUUAUUGUAUUUUUAUAUACAAUAUUUUAAUACAAUACCUAAUUAGUACAAUGCAUAGGCGGAGAUUGAGGGUGGUCAGUGCCCCCCUGUUGGUCGAAAAAUAUAAUUACAUGUAAUUAACUUUACUAUAAAUGAAUUUAAAGCAACACUUGAUAAAAUUUCAGUUUUGGUCGAUUUUAGCGACACCGGUGGACAAAAGCAGUAGUGUUUUGCCUUAAGAAAAACUGCGUUUCCUAUGAAGACCAGCGCACAGCUAUGGGGGGCCGUUAGGGACAUAAUUCAGGAUUACCUUUCACCAGGGGUCGCGUUAACCGAAUAUUUUCCGUCGUUGACCGGUUUUUUAAAACAGUGACAGAAAAAACUGAAGUCCAUCUGUCAUUUUGACAGGUUGCAAUUCACACCCCAGACCACAGGGUGGCGAGUGAGCAUAUUAGCUAUUGUCUCUCUUGAUGCAUGACGUCGUUGGCCUUACUCGGAAAAAUGUCAAGGCAACUGAGUGUAUGCCUGGCACGGCCAGACUGUUCUCCCUGUAUUUUUCAAACACUGAGAGAAAAGUCUGGGACACAGCCUCUCGAGUAGGUACAAAAUCAAUCGACAAAUCAGAUUUGUUUAUUUGCGUGACGUGUUCUUCACGAGCAACGUCACUCUUGUGCGCCGAAAGUCGUCUCUACAACAACACGGAUGGCGAACGGGAGAACCGAGAAUAUGUUCCAAUCCGCGGUAAAUUCAGUUUUAAAUGAGCUAAAACACAUCGACACGAGUCAUUGACAACAGUCUGUCUCGCGCUAGCCAUGUUGAAUAAACUCCGUUCUCCUCGUAUGUUUACUUCCGCGCGCAAGUCCCUCGUCCUGCCCUCGUCGCUUUGCUAACGACACAUCUGCCCGUCGCUGAUUGGUGCACUCCGCUGUCUGUUUGCCUCUUGUUAAGCUUGUUCGGACAGAAUAUUAAUUAAAAAUGAAUGACAACUAAAUAGUAUUGAAUAUGUCAUUAUUAUCAUUUUAAAAAUGUAAGUGACGGGUAAA
Molecule: messenger RNA, 4359 nt
Organism: Corythoichthys intestinalis (scribbled pipefish)
Lineage: Eukaryota; Metazoa; Chordata; Actinopteri; Syngnathiformes; Syngnathidae
Gene: ints10
Product: integrator complex subunit 10
Exons: 18
Coding region: 374-2587 (737 amino acids)
Biological process (GO): snRNA processing
Cellular component (GO): integrator complex
Source: RefSeq, a predicted model, not a curated record